This is a messenger RNA of Tigriopus californicus, 2730 nucleotides long. RefSeq lists its product as uncharacterized. The transcript is spliced from 2 exons. Gene Ontology annotation, cellular component: plasma membrane. Gene Ontology annotation, molecular function: ephrin receptor binding. Gene Ontology annotation, biological process: axon guidance; ephrin receptor signaling pathway. The record is from RefSeq and is a predicted model, not a curated record. Lineage: Eukaryota; Metazoa; Arthropoda; Copepoda; Harpacticoida; Harpacticidae. The coding region runs from base 164 to 1552 and encodes 462 amino acids.
AAACGAAGGAGGCAUUUUAGUCGAGUUGGUCUCAACUUCAGUGAAGCACACACGUUCGCAAUUCCCGCGCUGACUUAAUGCGAGCAACGGAAAAAAGAAUUCGUGACAAUUUUCGAGGCAGAGCUCAGUCGUUGAAAAAGGAGUGUCGUCCUAAAAGGUCAAAAUGACUCCACCGAAGACCUGGCGUUUAGGUCCGAUAAGUUCGUUUUGUGUGCUCUGUUGUGUGUUGCCUGGGCCGGUGAUUUUCCCCAAUCUCCUCUCAUUUGCAUCAGCUGACUUUGUUGUCAAUAGUCACCUGAUGAGCGUAUCCAACAUCUACUGGAACACGUCCAACCCGAUGUUCCGAAUCGACAACACUGACCACAUCGUCGACGUGCCUGAAGGAGCUCGCGUCAACAUCAUUUGCCCAUUCUACACGAGAGCACUCACGCCUAACGAAUCCGAGACGGAGCAAUACAUCAUCUAUGCCGUCAACCACGAGGAAUAUGCCACUUGCCGGAUCAUGCGGGCUCAACCGCGAAGAAUUGCCGAGUGCGAUAACCCAUACAAACUCAAAUACUUCACUAUCAGUAUCCGCUCUUUUAGCCCUUUGCCGGGGGCCAUGCAGUUCAAGCCUGGCGAGGAUUAUCACUUCAUUUCCACGUCUCAAAGGGGAGAUUUGCAUCGCCGCGUGGAAGGAGCGUGCCGAUCCAAUAACAUGAAAGUCGUUUUCAAAGUCAAUGAUGGGAAAUUGACGACAAAACGGCCUUCGGGCCCUACCUCAGGCGGGAGCAACCACCAAGACUAUGAACACUACGAGGGACAAGAUGAAGGCAGGGACGACGUCGCCGACUACGACGCCGACGAAAUCGAGUCAGAUAUAAGUGACAGAGACGUCAAUUUGGAUUCAAAUGCCAUCUUAGACAGAGAAGCGAACCUUCAGAGCAUGAAGAGCCCAGGCGAAUCAGUGCAGCGAACUAGCAAUUCCGAUGGAACGAGGAGAGGAAUUGGCAAGAACGAGGAACGAGGAGUUCCACUACUGACCCAGGGAACGGCCGAAGAAGAAGAGAAGCGGGAGGCUGGAGAGGAGGCGGAAUCCCUCAAUGAGGACAGAUCUUUGGACAUGAAGAAGAAGACCAAGAACAGAAAGGACAAGAAAAGACGCAAGAAAACGAGGAAAAGAAAAGGAUCUCACAUUGAUAGGGAGCGACAGAGAAAGCACAGGAUCGUUGGCAGUGAUAAUUCCCUUUUGAAUGACAAACCCUCUCUCGACGGGGGUCCAGCCAGAUCUUCAUCAUCAACCUCAUCAUCGGGGCCCUUCACUGAAGUGCCUUUUCCAACCAGCUGGAACAAAGAGGAUUCGUCGUUUUCGGGACCUCGGCGAAUGAUUGAAAAAGAGCUCUCCCUAGUUGAGAAAGUGAACAACUUGAUGAAGCAAAAAGCCUCGAUAAGAACCUCCUCCUUCAAUGGGGCCUUAGCCCAAGUCUCCCCAAGUCGUCAACGCGAAGGUUGGGGAGCCGCUUUUUUGUCUCUCAACUUGAUCGCCCCCCUUCUUCUGGCCAUGCUCGUGUGAGGGAAGUUGGUCAUUUGCUAACGCGCCUAUACCCCCCCUUGCACCAUCGCCAAGAGCAUCAAGGCUGGAGCUCACAAGAUCUUUUUUUUCUGGUCUUAUGAACGCCGAUGUAGUCACACUUCAUACACAUAAGGGAACCAUUAGCUCGUCUCCCCUCUUUCAAAAAGAUCAAAUUCAAGAGUGGUCCAAAUGGGAGAGAAAGCAACGUGCCAGGAGUCGUGUUGCCGAGACCCGCUGAUUGAGGCAUUACGUUCGAGGUCUUUCAAUCGACAUUAAAUUUGAGAAUGCCUUCCUCAAUAAGGCCUGUCAGGCCAGAUUAGGUGGCCUUCGUUCUCCUUUGGAUUUAAGACAAGCCAAGGAAAAAAAGGAGUCAUUUCUUCCCAAGAGAAAGAAGCUAUGAAAUGGAAAUUUUCCCCCUUCCGUUCCCAAGAGCGGACGAGGCAGCUCUAAAUCACCGUCAAACUCAAAGAGAAAGAUAUCGUUCAUUCCCAAUAUUUUGGAAGCUAUUUCCUUUCCUUGCCAAACGACUGGAAUUUGCAUAUACUCAUAAACGUGUAAAUGACCCGUUGGCAAUUGGAUCUCGUGGUUCCAUCGAGAUCCUGCCCACUGAAAGUUUUCGCUUGGUCUCAGUCUCGUGAAAGCAAGAUAGAUGCCCAUUGUUUCCCUUCAACACACUAUUAUGGAACGAGUACGGCAUUGUAUGUACGGUCGAUCUUGGACAACCUUGUCCCAGGGACAAUGUUACCCCGUGGGUAAAAGUUGACAAAAGUAUGGCCAAAAAGAGCCAUUCCUUCUGCCUUCCAGACGCUUGCUCAUUGUCAAUGAAGGGUCCUUGAGAACUUCCUUUAUGGGAUGGCAAAACUUGGGUGGUGUGGCCUGUGUUCAUGUUCUCGAAGGUUUUCUUGCCGUGAUGUCCCUUAGCGUUCGCUUGCGCUUCGAAGCUAAAAAAAAAAAAUGGCUCCAAGUCUCCAACCAAGAACGCACACAACUGAAAAAAAGAAGAAAAUACAUUCUUACCCAGCUAUUCAGGCUAGAACGAAUUCCCGUGCAGAAGGAGAAGUAAGUCACGGCCAAUGCGGUAAUUUAUGAACACCUUGCCCCAAGGAGACUUUCUUUAUUUCCUGCGUCCAUCUGUGAUAGAUUUUGCGUAGCUAUGUCAAAUAAACGUGCUGUUUCCC